AUGUCGCUCUUCGCGGCGUUCAGUGAGUGGCUGGAACAGCUGGACCGGACCAGGAACCAACGCCUCUCUAUCCUCCAGGUCUACUCCACCACGAUGCGAUCGGUGGAGAGAGAGCUACAAGCCGCCAAAUUGCUAGUCCUAGAGUCGAAGCAUGCGGCCAUCAGGUCGAUGGAAGAGAGGUGCUUGAGGCUCGAGCGGAGCCUGGCUUCGCAGAGCUUGAAGAUCUCGACUCUCGAAUCUAAGAUUGCCGCUCUCGAUGCCGAGUACGACAACAAUGAGUUGAAGUGCGAGAUGGAGGAGCUUGAGGAGGCGGAGAAGGAGAAUGACGGAUUCUACCGAGCGUAG
Messenger RNA from Eucalyptus grandis, 345 nucleotides. RefSeq lists its product as uncharacterized. NCBI's taxonomy places the organism in Eukaryota, Viridiplantae, Streptophyta, Magnoliopsida, Myrtales, Myrtaceae. Bases 1 to 345 code for a protein of 114 amino acids. The record is from RefSeq and is a predicted model, not a curated record. The transcript is spliced from 3 exons.